Astrephomene gubernaculifera is the source of this 1976-nucleotide messenger RNA. Lineage: Eukaryota; Viridiplantae; Chlorophyta; Chlorophyceae; Chlamydomonadales; Astrephomenaceae. The record is from the annotation of a GenBank genome assembly.
CGAUCAUCACUGUUUACAAGUCUCACACCUGCUCCGUUUAAAGCAACCUUACCGUGAACUUUAGAAGUUUGCUAGGCAGGGCUGUCUCCAAAAUGUUUGGACGUGGAGGGCCGUUUGGCGGCAUGUUUGGUGGCGAUCCCUUCAUGUCAGACCCAUUCUCGCAAAUGGACCGUAUGAUUAACUCGAUGUUCGCGGACCCAUUGUUCGGGAAUCCGCUCGGUGUUGGUCUCCGCCCACCUGGGACGCACAUCCAGCAGCAAUCCCAUCAACAGAGGGCGCGGCAGCCUGUUAUAGAGGAAGUGGAUGACGACGGGCAGCCUGUUAGGGCGACAGCAAAUCAGGAUGAGCCUAUUGUCGAGGAGCCAGAUGAUGUCCCUGCUGCCGCCAAGGAGGGCUCACCGCCGCAAAGCCGCGCAGCUCAGCGACCUCGGCGACACAGUCCACCACGCGCCUCCUCAACCCACGUCCAGGGCUCCUUAGAUCCCUUUGGACAGCUCUUCGGCGCUCUGACGGGUGGCGCGGCUGCCGGUGGCGGCAACUCCUCCUUCGUGUUCAGCAGCAGCAGUUUCAGCUCGCUGGGACCUGGCGGCGUGUCGUACCAGACAACCACCUCCACGCGAGUGGGGCCGGGCGGGGUUCGCGAGACGCAGUCGGUGGUCCGCGACGGCCGCAGCGGCACGGAGGCGGUGACCAUCAGCCGGGGCCUGGGGGACGGGCGGCAGCGCACGCUGGUGCGCACCCGGGACGCCAUCACGGGCCGGGAGGAGCAGGUGGAGGACCUGCAGGGCAUCACGGCGGACGAGGCCGACGUGUUCGACGACCAGUGGCGUCAGCACGCGGAGCGCAACCUGCCGGGCAGCGGCGCGUUCGGAGCCGUGGCGGGCCGGCUUGGGGCUGGUCCUGGUGCCGGCGGCAGCCGCAGUCAGCGAACGCUUGCGCUGCCGAGCACCGCGGGCGGUGGCGGCAUCAGCGGCCAUCACAGCGCGGCGGCGAUGCCGUCAGCUUCGCUGUACGACAGCGCACCAGCGGCGCCGUCGUCUCACCAGGCGCAACCUGGUGUUGGCUACGGCAGGCGACACAGCAGCAGCACGGGUGCUUAUUUCCCGCCUUCUAGCGGCGGUCUAGGUAGUAGCGGGCCCGCGGGGGCGGGUGUGUACGGCGGCGGCACCGUGGCCACUGGAGGCGGCAGCGGAGGGCAGGGCUCGUACACGGGGCAUGGCCCAGGGACGCCGCAGUAUGGCAGUCGCCGGUUUAGCGGUGCUGGCCAGAAUUCGGGCUACUACUCACCUAGGCAGCAGCAACAGCAGCAACAUCAGCAGCAGCAACAGCAGCAGCAGCAGCAGCAGGGGGCGGGGGUUGGGUCGGGCAGGAGUGGCAUGUAUGGGGGCAGUAGCUACGCUGGUGGUGGCCAAACACAGCCGCGGUAUCACUACUAAGGGUGUGCAUCGAAGGUUACUGGGGCUGGUAGGGAGGCGGCGGUUUCGGGGCUGGGCGUUCGUCUAGGGGCAUUCCGCAUGACGGGUUUGUAACCAUGGCUAGACGGCAUUGGGUGUUGCCAGGAGUAGCGCGUGUGAUGACCUAUGUUGGCGUGGGUUUGUGUUAUGCUUAAUUUGGAAUCCUAUAACACGCGAUUUAAGGUUUGGCAGUCCACUGCCUCUAUUCACACGUUAUUUCAGGCUAGGGCGAAGGUAGUAGUAGUCAUUGUACCGGUGUGGGCUGAAAGCGCCUCAACGGCAAGCAUGUGUUCCCGUUUUGGAACAUUUCGUUAAAAGUGGCUUCCGCGCAUCCUGUCUUCUUUAGUGUUUAGACCGAUUGUUCGAUUGAGGAGUUAUCUAUGCACGCAGGAUGGCAUGUCGUGACGCGGAAAUGUAUGAGGGUGGUACAGGGUGGUACGAACAUUUCAAAAAUGCGGGGCAGUGGCUUAAGAGCAGCCCAGUGCUCAAUGUGCGAACGAACCUAUGUAACAUACCGGAGGG